CCAAAUAGCCCUUUUCGAACGGCCAAAAAUUUCAAAUACAAUUGAAAACAAUGUUAAAUCUAGAGCGUUAAAGUUGUAAAACGAUCGAAUUCAAGUCGUGGGAAAUAAUUUAACAUGAAUUAUAUUUCAGUAUUAUGAUUUAUGAAUGGCUACCGUGUACUUUUUUUUUUUUUUUUUUUUGCUACUCCUGAUUGAGAAUCCUAGUUCAGCCCUUGAGUAUGACAUACCUUUCCUAAUAUAACUAACCACAUGUAGAGCAUCAUUUCACAUCAACAAAGUCUACGCUUCAAACCGAUAUAACAUGCUACGCAUUAAUAUGUAUAAAUUGUCAAUUAAAUUAUUUUAUUACAAGUUGGAUAAUGUGAAAAGCUAUAUUUAAAAAAUCAUAUACGCCUUAAAGCUACAACUUCUAAAUCGUAUCUCAAAACUAUUAUGAAUGACAUGAAGUUUCCAAUGUUUUGGAACGGCAACAUCAAUAUUCUAAUGUUCUUCCUUUCCGUUCUUAUUACUACUGUUGUAGCUUCCACUCAAUCUCACUCGUCCAACUUUUAUUGCCUAGACAAUGUUGGCAACUACACAACUAAUAGCAUAUACCAAAACAACCUCAAUGCUCUCCUUCCAUACCUCACAAAUAAAGCAUUGCUUACGACUUUUGGCAACGCAUCCGUUGGAGAAGGGAUUGACCAAGUCUACAUGCUUUAUAAUUGCAGAGGUGAUCUUAAUUUACAGCAAUGCCACGAUUGCAUCAAUGCAGCAGCACAUAUGAUUACACAGGAGUGCCCAACGCAGAGAGAAGCAAUCUCGUGGUACCACGAAUGCAUGCUUCGGUAUGCAAAUCGCUCAAUUUUUUCACUCGAAGAAGAAAGCCCUCAUAGUUGGGAUUACCUUUCUGGAACAGACCCUAAUCCACAACUAGCUAAAAUUGUAGCGGAGAAUAUAGAAGGUUUGAUAGAGGAAGCAGCAUACAAUAAAACUACUAGGGGUUUUGCUACUGGCGAAGUCAAUAUUGCGUUGGAGGAUUCCAUAUAUUUCCUUGUGCAAUGCACUCCUGAUAUUCUGGGGAGCCGAUGUGAGAGAUGCCUACGAGCAGCAUUUAGGUCGAUGGCCGGAUGUUGCGGCACUAGGAGAAGUACCUUGAUGAUGUUUUUCCCGAGUUGCCAUAUUCGAUAUGAACGCGCACCUUUUACACUUAAUGGGGCCAAGGCUAACAAGCAUCGCCAAAAUUUUCCUAUUAUGCCAUCGUUUCCACCACCACCAAAUUCAGGCGGAUCUUCUACAAGAAAACUAACCUCACACGCGGAGAUUUUCAUGAUUGGCUUAAUUAUGCCACUUGUUAUGUUGCUUAUUAUGCCAACUUAUAACUAAAUACAUUAAUUGGGCCCGUUGAUGGGGCUUCGCGCGUAUAUUUAUUUUACUUUUCAUCUGGCAACUAAAACUCAUUUUCAUUUGAUAUCUUGGACGAGUAGGUAGUUUUGGUGGUCAAGCCCAGAAAUUGAUAUCAAUAAUCAUUCGAUACUCUUGUCGUUUUGUUUUUUGGAAAUGUCCAAUAGUAUGCUACUAUACUUAGAGAAUUACGAAUGGUAAAUUCAACUUUUUUUUUUUUCUCAUUAUUAUACCAUUCCAAGUUUAGCCAAAAGUAGCAUUAAUGAGGCUUAAACAUUAAUUUCAAUUUUAGUUUUAUUAUUAUAAGCAUUAACUAAUGGCAAAAAAUGUUACAUUAUAAAGAUCAAAUAAAGACUUUUUUUUUUUUUUUUUUUUUUUUGAUCCAUAUGAGCCACGAAGGCGGUACAAAGUACAAAGAAGGGGAGUGGGGAUUCGAACCUGUGACCUAUAGUUCACAGUACCUCAAUCUUAACCACUAUGCCAAGACAUCCUUGGUAGAUCAAAUUAAGACUUUUAGCAUGCAGGGGAUAUAAGACUAAUGGAAAUUUUGAAAGGAAGGGUAAAUAAAUGAAUGGCUGUGAAGCAAUAUAGCAAGAUAAAGUUGUUAAUUAUCAUUAAAUUUCAAAAGGAACUUAACCACCAGAAAAUGGAAAGAGUGCUAUGUAUAUGAGCCUUAAGUUAUCACAACUUGUCACAUUAAUUAGACAAAUUUCAAUGUGAAAAAAGCAUGAAAGUUCAGCACUAUGAUCGACUCUACUCAUAUAGCAAUAUAUAUGUUUGCUCAUGAGUUUGGCUUUUACGGAUACAACAACUAGAUUGCGUUGUGCUUUAUGAGAUGGACCAAAAACGUCUCUUAUCUUGCCAAUUACUAUAAGCAUUAACUAAUGGAAAAAACAAUUGCAUUAUAAAGCUCAAAUUAAGACUUUUAUUUUCAUAAGAAAAUAAUAUAAUAAAUACCCAUAUAACAUGCUAUCUAUAAUCUAUCAAUCAAAUUAAGAACAAGCAGGAGAUAAUUCUGAACAAAAAGAACUUAAUGG
Beta vulgaris subsp. vulgaris (sugar beet) is the source of this 2420-nucleotide messenger RNA. Its product is annotated as cysteine-rich repeat secretory protein 38-like. Bases 433 to 1365 code for a protein of 310 amino acids. The record is from RefSeq and is a predicted model, not a curated record. NCBI's taxonomy places the organism in Eukaryota, Viridiplantae, Streptophyta, Magnoliopsida, Caryophyllales, Amaranthaceae. The transcript has 2 exons.